Suillus subalutaceus is the source of this 234-nucleotide messenger RNA. RefSeq lists its product as uncharacterized. NCBI's taxonomy places the organism in Eukaryota, Fungi, Basidiomycota, Agaricomycetes, Boletales, Suillaceae. The record is from RefSeq and is a predicted model, not a curated record. The annotation marks the transcript as partial. The transcript has a single exon.
GUGUCCCUGGGAGACCCUUUGGCCGAACGGGCCCGGCAGCUGCUAGCCCAGCGAGCGCCCUACUCAGGGGAUGAUCUAUCCAAUGAAGGCACCUUCUCCAGGCAAUGUUUUGUGGUAUAUCAAACCUCUGAAACACACCACGUCGUUAUGGAUGGGGCCAGAAGGUUGGAGGAAGACUUACUGUUGGACUCGACCAAUCUGGCCAACCCUAAGUUCUGCGUGAUGGACUGGUAA